AUGUCGUCCCUGGAAAUGGAUCGCAGUGGGCAGCCCCGGUUCCCUGGCUGCUCUAACAUUCGAGAUUUUGAAUUCAUCGGCAAACUUGGAGAGGGGACAUUUGGUGAGGUGUACAAGGCAAGGUCCAAGAAAGACAACUCAGUCCUUGCUCUGAAGAAGAUUCUCAUGCACCAUGAGAAAGAGGGAUUCCCAAUCACAGCAAUUCGAGAGAUCAAGAUUCUGAAAGUGCUCUCCCAUCCAAAUGUCUUACAACUCAAGGAGAUGGCCGUGGAACGAAGCAAAGGCGAAGGACGAAAGAAACCCAGCAUGUACAUGGUCACCCCAUAUAUGGAGCAUGAUCUUUCCGGGCUCCUGGAGAACCCAUCGGUCCAGUUUACUGAGCCUCAAAUAAAAUGCUACUUGAUGCAACUUCUUGAAGGUCUUCGUUACCUGCACGCGAGCCGUAUUUUGCACCGUGAUAUGAAAGCUGCCAAUCUUCUUAUCAGCAAUGGUGGAAUUCUUCAGAUUGCCGACUUUGGGCUUGCACGACCCUUCGAUGAACCACCUCCGCAAGCUGGGAAAGGUGGAGGGGAAGCAAAACGAGAAUACACAGCCCUGGUUGUGACCAGAUGGUAUCGCCCACCAGAGUUACUGCUAUCAUUGCGGAAAUACACGACCGCCGUUGACUUGUGGGGUGUUGGGUGUGUCUUUGGUGAAAUGUUCAAAGGAAAGCCCAUUCUAUCCGGCAGCAGUGAUCUUAACCAAGCGCAACUCAUCUUUAAUCUCGUGGGCACUCCCAAUGACGAAAACAUGCCUGGGUGGAGUUCUCUACCCGGCUGUGAGGGGGUCAAAAAUUUCGGUUUCAAGCGUGGAAACCUUGCGGAUGUCUUUAAAGAUCAAAAUCCCGCCGCUGUCUCGCUGCUCACCGAGCUUCUCAAGCUUGAUUGGCGAAAGCGUGUGAACGCCAUUGACGCCUUGAAACAUCCUUAUUUUACCACCCCGCCACUCCCUGCACGCCCCGGGGAGAUUCCUCAUUUCCAGGAUUCUCAUGAAUUGGAUCGAAAGAAGUUCCGUGGGCAGCGGGCACCCGUCCCUCCAGCCCCUGGGGGUAAUGCCGGCGACGCUUCCUCCAACGGAGCCUGGACUGGUUCCGGUCCUCGACCAGAUUCCCGAAGCAGAAUCCCAGGGGCUGCUCGAGGCGGUCGACCCAACGGACUGCCUGGUAUGCCAGGGAACCCCAAUCACACCAACAACACCAACCGACGUGGCCCAUUCCCUCCAUCCCAGCGAGAUAGCGGGCUUCCACCACGACCUCCUGCGUCUUCUCAGCAAUGGGAUGGUGCGCAAGCUGGAUGGACGGACGACUCGCGUCGGGAUCGCUUUCCCCAGGGUCGCUCAAGUGGAAGGUUCUCCAGCAGCAUUGACUCGUAUGUCCCAAACUAUGGCCAUGCCCCCGAUAAUCCACCGACCAAUGCGCGUGGAGGGAACCGGCGUGAUUAUCGCCGAGAACCAGCUCGAAGAAGAAGUCGGAGUCCUAGUUCUCGAGGAGGACCUGGGUAG
Penicillium verhagenii is the source of this 1539-nucleotide messenger RNA. Its product is annotated as CDC2/CDK family serine/threonine-protein kinase. Gene Ontology annotation, molecular function: ATP binding; cyclin-dependent protein serine/threonine kinase activity. Gene Ontology annotation, cellular component: nucleus. Bases 1 to 1539 code for a protein of 512 amino acids. The transcript has 8 exons. Gene Ontology annotation, biological process: protein phosphorylation. The record is from RefSeq and is a predicted model, not a curated record. Lineage: Eukaryota; Fungi; Ascomycota; Eurotiomycetes; Eurotiales; Aspergillaceae.